Parnassius apollo (apollo) is the source of this 378-nucleotide messenger RNA. NCBI's taxonomy places the organism in Eukaryota, Metazoa, Arthropoda, Insecta, Lepidoptera, Papilionidae. The record is from the annotation of a GenBank genome assembly.
AUGGAUAGUUGGAAAACAGUGAUAGAUAAAAAUCUAUCACAAAUAAACGACACAUUAAAUGAUAUUAUUAAGAAAGAUCUUACUAUAAUAAAAGAAGAGUCUCUGGAAUUAAAGACAGAGAUUAAAAAUGUUUGGAAGCAAUAUACAGAAGUAAAAUCAUGUGUCGCAGUACUGAGUGCACAACAACCCGAAAUGCAAAAAGAAAAAAUCACACUUCAAAAAUCAGUGCAGUUUAACUCUGACUGGCAUGAUGAAACCACUAAAAAGUUUGAAGUCCUAUUUGAGCUCACAAAGAAAACUGACAACCUCAAAUCGGAAAUUUAUAAUCUUAAACUACAAAAUCAACAAUUAAAUCGACAAAUGAACAUUAACGAGUAA